Messenger RNA from Tarenaya hassleriana, 1416 nucleotides. Its product is annotated as probable thiol methyltransferase 2. Gene Ontology annotation, molecular function: S-adenosylmethionine-dependent methyltransferase activity. NCBI's taxonomy places the organism in Eukaryota, Viridiplantae, Streptophyta, Magnoliopsida, Brassicales, Cleomaceae. The transcript has 9 exons. The coding region runs from base 185 to 1024 and encodes 279 amino acids. The record is from RefSeq and is a predicted model, not a curated record.
CUUGCAGAAAACAUGGUUCUUGUAGGGGUAUGAUGUGGUGGCAGUGGCAGUGGCAAUGGGGCAGCGUAGAUCGCUAAAAGAAAAAGGUGUACCGGUGAUAGGCAGGAAAGGUGUAAUCUUGAAGUUUAACCAAUUAAGGGGCAAGUGAAAAGCCAACGCAUUUAUAUGUAUCGUUACAUAACCUAUGAAGCGAACGUCGAGUCUCAUCACAGAAGCCUUCAUCCGUCUCCGGUCGACGUCGCCGAUUCGCUCCGCCGCAGCUUCUCCGUUUAAAGUAGAUCCGGCGACCCGAAAAUCCGUUUUCUUUCUCGCCGGUAGAUCCAUGGAUAGUGCCGUUAGAGCUCCUGAAUCCGGCGGCUCCGGCGUGAAGACGCCCCAUCAAAAGAUCGAGCUGCUCCAGGAUUUUCUGAAGGAAGGCCCUGGUGGAUGGGAGAAGACAUGGGAAGCGGGAAAUACUCCAUGGGACUUGGGAGAAGCAACACCCAUUGUUGUUCAUCUAAGCGAGACCGGUUCAUUACCAAAGGGAAGGGCUUUGGUUCCUGGUUGUGGCUCAGGUUAUGAUGUGGUGGCAAUGGCAUGCCCUGACCGCCAUGUCGUAGGGUUGGACCUAUCAAAAACAUCCAUUGAGAGAUCGAAAAAGAUGUUUUCCUCAAUGCCUAAUUCGAAGUAUUUUUCGUUCCUGGCUGAAGACUUCUUCACUUGGAAGCCGCCUGAACAAUUUGAUCUCAUUUUCGACUACACUUUUCUGACCGCCUUUCCUCCCGAAAUGAGGCCAUCAUGGGCAAAGCGAGUGGAGCAACUUCUGAAACCUGGAGGAGAGCUUAUAACACUGAUGUUCCCUUUAGAUGAUCGUGACGGAGGACCUCCUUACAGCAUAUCUGUAUCCGACUACAAGAAGAUUCUGAUUCCUCUAGGGUUCGAGGUAGCAUCCAUCGAGGAUAAUAAACUCGCCGUAAGACCACGCAAGGGAGUGGAGAAGCUGGGAAGAUGGAAGAAGCCCUUCUUCGUCCAGUCCACCUUGUGAUGUUUUCAUGAACACCCAAUCUCAAAGUUCUCUGCUUUAUAUACAAAGACCGUGCCUUGAGACAAAGCCAUUAGGUGUCCUUGCAUAUACCAGGUAACACACACUGCAGAGCCUGUAAAUUCACACUAUCAUCUGCUUUAUCAUGUAAUUGAUUUACAUAUAUAUAUAUAUAUAUAUAAUUUUGCUAAUACAAAGUUUUUUUGUUUCAUAUCCUAUCCUACUUCCGUGUUUCAUUAUCUGAAUAUGUUGAGACCAAAACGUUGAAGACUCAUCUUUGAGAAUUGUAUUGGAAAGUAUGUAUGCAUGCACGUGCAGUCUUGAUUGUAGAUUAACUUAGAGAUGGAAGGUUAUGAUGGUUAUUUAUAAAUGUCUUCUGGUGUGUUUUUAUUAUA